Messenger RNA from Papaver somniferum (opium poppy), 201 nucleotides. RefSeq names its product ubiquitin-related modifier 1 homolog 2. The record is from RefSeq and is a predicted model, not a curated record. Gene Ontology annotation, molecular function: protein tag activity. Gene Ontology annotation, biological process: protein urmylation; tRNA thio-modification. Gene Ontology annotation, cellular component: nucleus; cytoplasm. The transcript has 2 exons. Bases 1 to 195 code for a protein of 64 amino acids. Lineage: Eukaryota; Viridiplantae; Streptophyta; Magnoliopsida; Ranunculales; Papaveraceae.
AUGAAGGAUCUGUUGGCUUGGAUUCGUACUAAUCUAAUUAAGGAGAGGCCUGAAAUGUUCAUGAAAGGGGAUUCAGUGAGACCAGGUGUUCUAGUCCUUACAAAUGACUGCGAUUGGGAACUAAGUGGUCAACUCGAUACAACAUUAGAAGAUAAAGACGUGGUAGUCUCCAUUUCCACCUUGCACGGUGGAUGAUCAUAU